AUACUUCAAAGCUUCAAGGUUGUGUUGUGGUAAUGCGUGUCCGUUUUGAAUUUGUUAAUGUUUGCUAAUCUCAGUAUCAUUUCCAUGUCAAAGUUGUUAUAGCGCAGUUCACAAAGACCACAUUUUAUGAAACGCUCGAAAACUAGCUAUGUUAAAAUGUAUAGUUUUGAAGGUAGUUGGGAAUCUAUUUUUAUUCACUGACCACUUAUAUUCUCUAUGGUCAGAAUGUGGUUAUUUCGCAUGCAAAGUGUGAAUCGAAUGCACGGAAAUAUUCUUUAAUUAUGCCGACGUCUUGGGAAACCACCUAUAAAGCAGAGGUAACAUGGUAGCUCAAAAGCUUUUGCUACAGAAUUGCUGGUAAUAGUGCUUUAUUCUUCCCCGUCAUGCCACUACACUUGUAGAGUUCCUAAUCAUGUCCGCCCUACGGAAUAAUUUUCGCCACUACCAAUAAUUCAGUACGGCGAAAUUUAUUUUUUUCGUGAUGAAAAUUAAUCGUUUGUUAACUAGCAUUGUCUACACUCACCCUAGUCACUUUAAAAAUGCCAAACACGUGGACCGUAGUGGAUUGUAAAACUUUCGUUCUAUGAUUAUUUCAUCAAAUAAAACCGUUGUGAUAGUACUGUAUCGAAUCAAACUUGUUUCAUUGACACUACAAAAGCAUCCAUCUUAUGGGCAAUUCAAAUCUUUAAUGCAACAAGUAUGUUGAUUCGUACGUUCUUGCCACUAAAUUUUCCAUAGUUUAAAUUGGUUGAAAUUGCUAUAAAUAUCUGACCCCUGAAGAUAAUAAUUUUGAUAAAUUAACCCAUAAUUACUGUUGUACUGUGAUGCGUGAUGGAGUUGAUCGUAAGGGAAAAAAGUGGAGCCUUCACGAAGCAUUUGUGUAACUAAAUCUUUAUUUUUACCGUAAGUUCAACGAAUCUUGCUCCUUCAAUCACUCAAAAAUCGAUACUUGGGUGUAAAAUAACCAUACCUCUUGGGUAUACCUUUAAUAAAGAAUGCUUUUUUAUCAUUUCAUAAGGACGAAAAUGUGUUCAUAAACAUUACUUUGGCAAAGCUUCUGAAAUGGUACUUAGUUAAAUGUAGAAAUUUUUUAUCACUAUUAAUUCAUUUUUAAACUUUCAGUUAUUUUCACUCCUGGCAGAAACAUUGCAAAAUUUAGCCGAUUAUUUAACAGUGUAAACCGACAAAAAUAGCCGAGAUAAAGAUCUUAACAAAAUUCGGAGAAGACCCGGUAAAACUUACUAUAACGAGUACAGAAGCAGCACCAGUUGGAUCUCUGAAAAACGACUACGAUAUAAAGAAAAAGAUUUCUUUUCUAGUCCUAUCUUCUGGGCAUAAUUUUUAUUAUUACCACUGACCCUGUUGCUACGCCUACUGUUCUGGGAUUUGGCCCAAAAACUCCAUUUCUCUGUGCUUACGGGGUAUGACAACUUGAACCGAUGUACAUACUUACAGGUUCUACGUAGUGGCUGAGCAACUGAAAUGAAAUAUUAAAAUUGGACGAAUAAAAUUGAGAUUUAUCCAUCCGCAAACGAUCACAUGAACUUUCAGACCCCGAUGUUAGAUUUGGGACAAAUUCAUCAAGUGUUUGAAUGUCUGCGCUUCAUUUUUAUUUAGAAUAACUUCUUAAGUUGAUCUUACGUCGCGUCAGGGUAUCGUAUUUAUACAAUUAAAAUGUUACAUUAGAGAUACUAUGUAUUCAAAUUAUUUCAUAUUAUGGGGCUAAAUUUACUGUUUUACACACUGUAGUAGUUCAUAAAAUCAAACCACCAGAAACUUCAUAGCAUCUAUCUUCUCAUUUCUUGACUAACACUUAUUUGCCUUCCAGAAAAUAAGCAUUUGAAAACCAAUGGAUGAAAACUUGGAAAACUUCUCUAAUGCUGACUUCGAUGCUAGAUUAUUCGUCUCUUAUAUUGUUGGUACUAAUAAAGUUUCAAAUGUUUUAUGCACAAUAGAUAACCGAAUAAGAGAGUUAGCUACUCUGAUUCAUCAGCAUGUUGCUGAUAAUCAUGUCGACCUGUUUAAAAGAGCCUCUGACAUUGAUAAUUUGCAAAAUGUUUUGCAGGCAGUUGAAGAUAAAAUACGAAACUUGUCAAUUUCUUUAUCGAAAGUUAAAAAGAAAAUAGAUACUCCACAUGAAACAUUAACCACAAAUGUAACUCAUUUCAAAAAUCUACACAUUACAUGUGCUAUUCUUCGUAAUAUAUCUCGAGUAGCAACACUAAUGAAACGAAUUCAAAGUAGGUCUAAAGAUUUAUGUCAAUGUGCAAUGUAUGUAAAUGAGUUAAACUUCAUUUUUAACAAUAUGGAAUGGGAAGGAAUCCAUGUAUUGGAGUCCUAUAAUCGUGCAUUAGUUCAAGUUCGAGAGAGUAUGGUGUCACAAGCAUGGGGCCUAAUCAAUUCAUCGUAUGAGUUAUCUGAUCAAACUCAAUUAGCUACAGGACUACAGGUUUUCUACCAUUUAAAUAUGUUAAUGGAUGUAGUUCAUGAACUGGUGACUAAAUGGAAAUCAGAGUUUGUUUCUGUACUAUCCUCUUCCGUCGAUAUAGAUUCAUUAACUCAACGUAUGCGAACACGUCAAAAAAUUCAGCAAGGAGGUUCUGGUCCAGGUAGAGCCUCAUUAUCAGCAGUUGGUGGUCAAGCAGCUGCUUUUCAUGUUGCUGUAUGGACUAGUUUAGAUGGAACUAUUGAUAAAAUGGAACAACUUAUUUCUUGUAGUCGUCUACUUGGUCUAACUUUAAUGAAACAACGUGAAACACAUAUUGAUGUAUGUAUGACAAGUAUAUGUCGUUUAGAUCAAUAUAUUUCUGAAUUAUAUCCUAGUCUAGCUGAAUUACUUAUACAUGAAAUGCUUACCAAUUGGCAAAAUAAUAAAAAUUCUGAAAAAUAUUCUUCAAUUUUGUUAAUUUUUGCUUCAGCCAAUUUUAAAGAAUCUUUAACUCGUCAAGAAGAUACCAUCGACUCAUCCUCUGCUAUCGAUAAUUCAGUUGGUCACAAACAAAUUAAUGAUAGUCGUGCAGAUAUUCGUAAUGCACUGAUUUCAAAUGAAGGAUUCCUUGGUUGGGCAUCAGAUCAACUGGCCACUAAACUUUCUGCUGUUUCCAAUCAAUCACCAGUAAUUAAAGAAGUGCUUGAAGGAGAAUAUCCGAAAUUAUUAAAAUUAAUAUUAGAUUUGGAACGUCGUGUAACCAGUACCCUUUCAAAUGAAUUAUCUAAUAAUAGUAAUUAUGAUCAAUAUACUUUAUCACCUAUGCAUCAACAAACUAUAUUGGAACAACUACCUUCAUGUUUAGUUCGAGCACUGCAUCCGUUUGAAACAGCUUAUUUAUCUCGUAGUGUAUCACGUUUAUUUGAUAGGGUAACUUUGGCUUUUUCGACAUCUACAACAGCUGGACCAGAUACAAAUGAAUUAAAUGAUAUCAUACAAACAGCUGCAAAUGAAUUAGCAUAUGCUACUGUUCAUCAUGACCUUUUAUAUAAGGUUACUCGCAACUUAGAUAAAUUGAUUGCUUUAUUUGCAACUAAAACUGAAACUUUAAUUUCUACGGGCAGUACUUGUGCAGUACAAUUGACAGAUUCACAAACACUUGGACAACAGAAUAAUAUACAUUUAGUCAACCUUCUCUGUCAGUUUGGAACAAAUUUACAAUUAACUGUUAAUAAACGAUUGAACAAUCUGAAUACAAUAACAACAUCUAACAUUAAUCAUAAAAACUAUAAUAAAUCAUCUACAUUUUUAAAUGAAACCUUCCCACUGACUACCACAAUUGAAACAAUGACACCAAUCAAAAAUCCACUUCAGUUAAUCUCAGAAUCAACAAAAAAUCAUUUGAAUAAUUUGUGCAAUUCCAUUUUAAAUCCAUUUCUUCUAGCUAUUAGUAAUAAAAUAGAUGAAAUUUUAAGUUCAAUGCAUAAUGAAUAUGAUUCAUAUCAAAAUGUAUCAGUUAAUGAACUAAGCAGUAAAUCAAAGUAUCUACAAGAUUUACAGAACUUUACCGCUAGAGUUCGGCAACAAUAUUUAUCUGAUCUAUCACAACCUCCAAAAUUUGUUAAUACAAUACCUAAUAUAUUCACACAAUCAGGUUGUUAUGUUUGCGGUGAAUUCGCAUUGCAAGAUGCUUUAAAACCAAUUCUUACUAUGUGUGUCAACAGUUAUCUUUGGCGAUCAACAUUAAUUCGUUCUUCAAAAGAAUCAAUACGUCUUAAAUUAGCCGCUGAUUAUAAAGAUUUUGAAUUAGCUUUAAUGCCAUUAUGCUCUCCAAAUUAUGGAUAUACAUUAAGUAAACUAAUCCCAGAAUCUUAUGAACAAUUAAGAGAAUUUCCUUCUAUUCUAUCUAUGGAAAAUGAACAGUUAGUUCAGACUUAUGCAAAAGAAAAUUCAGUUGGUUCUUCGUCAAAUCAUCUACUGCCGAGUUUGAUUUGUCAACAUAUGUUUAGCAGAGCACCGGAUGAAAUUCGUUAUCCCCAUAUUGUUGCAGGUUGGUCUACAAAUUACUAUGUAUCGUGGUUGGUGAAAAGGAAAAACGAUACGGAACGUUUAGUUUUCCUACGCAAUGGUCUUUCAGCAUAUGUCCAUGAGGUCCAACUAAGACAACAACGAGAAUAUCCGCCGAUUUAUUUGCAGUUGAAAGAAUUUCUAGACUACCAUAUUGGAAAAGAUCAAAAGUGAAACUUGUAUGCAUACGUAUUUUUUUUAUUGUAUCAUUUAAACUAAUUUUUUUAUACAUAAUUUCAUCUAAAACACUGUGAUAAAUAUUAUUUUAGUAAAAUAAAUACUUUAUUCGUUU
Messenger RNA from Schistosoma margrebowiei, 4787 nucleotides. NCBI's taxonomy places the organism in Eukaryota, Metazoa, Platyhelminthes, Trematoda, Strigeidida, Schistosomatidae. The record is from the annotation of a GenBank genome assembly.